Messenger RNA from Scomber japonicus (chub mackerel), 2252 nucleotides. RefSeq names its product thyroid hormone receptor alpha-B-like. The coding region runs from base 134 to 1363 and encodes 409 amino acids. Gene Ontology annotation, biological process: cell differentiation; positive regulation of transcription by RNA polymerase II; negative regulation of transcription by RNA polymerase II. Gene Ontology annotation, molecular function: nuclear receptor activity; RNA polymerase II cis-regulatory region sequence-specific DNA binding; zinc ion binding. Lineage: Eukaryota; Metazoa; Chordata; Actinopteri; Scombriformes; Scombridae. The transcript is spliced from 8 exons. The record is from RefSeq and is a predicted model, not a curated record.
CCAAGAACUCAGGGACGGGACCCUGUCAUGUUUCACUGACUGACCCCUCCCGACCGGCGAAUGACAAGUGUGCAUCCGAGGGUGGGGCUUGCCUCAGUCUCUCAUGAUUGGCUGCUGGAUGGAAUUAAGGUGAAUGGAACACAUGCCCAAGGAGCAGGACCCUAACCCAUCAGAGGGAGAAGAGAAACGGUGGCUCAAUGGCCCGAAAAGGAAGAGGAAGAACAGCCAAUGUUCGGUGAAGAGUAUGACUGGGUACAUCCCCAGCUACCUCGAGAAGGAUGAGCCAUGUGUGGUGUGUGGUGACAAGGCCACAGGUUACCACUACCGCUGCAUUACCUGCGAGGGCUGCAAGGGUUUCUUCCGUAGGACCAUUCAAAAGAACCUCCACCCCGCCUACUCCUGUAAGUACGAUGGCUGCUGCAUCAUCGACAAGAUCACCCGCAACCAGUGUCAGCUCUGCCGCUUCAAGAAGUGCAUUGCAGUGGGCAUGGCCAUGGACUUGGUGCUGGACGACUCAAAGCGUGUUGCUAAACGGCGUCUCAUCGAAGAGAACAGGGAGCGACGCAAGAAGGAGGAAAUGGUGAAAACCCUCCAGAACCGUCCAGAGCCCACGGGGUCCGAGUGGGAGCUGAUCCGCCUGGUGACAGAAGCCCAUCGACACACCAAUGCUCAGGGCGCCCAGUGGAAACAGAAACGCAAAUUCCUGCCAGACAAAAUUGGCCAGUCCCCCGUUGCCCCGACGUCAGACGGAGACAAGGUGGACCUGGAGGCCUUCAGCGAGUUCACGAAGAUCAUCACUCCUGCCAUCACCCGUGUCGUUGACUUUGCCAAAAAACUGCCCAUGUUCUCUGAGCUGCCUUGUGAAGACCAGAUCAUCCUGUUGAAGGGCUGCUGCAUGGAGAUCAUGUCGCUGCGAGCUGCUAUGCGCUACGACCCAGAGAGCGAGACGCUAACGCUGAGCGGGGAGAUGGCGGUGAAGCGCGAGCAGCUGAAGAACGGCGGGCUGGGCGUAGUGUCGGACGCCAUCUUUGAUUUGGGCAAGAGCUUAGCGCAGUUCAACCUGGACGACACAGAGGUGGCCCUGCUGCAGGCCGUGCUGCUCAUGAGCUCAGACCGCUCCGGGCUGACCUGCGUGGACAAGAUCGAGAAGUGCCAGGAGACCUACCUGCUGGCGUUUGAGCACUACAUCAACUACCGCAAGCACAACAUUCCCCACUUCUGGCCGAAGCUCCUGAUGAAGGUGACAGACUUGCGGAUGAUCGGGGCGUGCCACGCCAGCCGCUUCCUUCACAUGAAGGUGGAGUGUCCCAACGAACUCUUCCCGCCUCUCUUCCUGGAGGUCUUUGAGGACCAGGAGGUGUGAAACUCAGUUGCCACCACGCAAAGGGAAGCGGAAGUUUGGGGCAAACUGGGAGAUGGGAAGGGCCAUCAUGUUUAAUGGGGGAAGGAUGGAGGGAGAGUCCUCUUGGCAGGAAUCUGCAUUUCUCCGACAUCGUAUUCACAGUUUUGUGGUUUAAAAACUGGAAACAACAAAAACAGAAACAACACACCAGCAACAGGAGUCAAGCAAACAGAGGAUUUUGUUUUUUGAACACCCUCUCCUCCACCUCUUUCUCCUCCUUAUACUUACCCCUGUUUUAAAAUCCGUGUGGGGGCCCUUCUGUCUGAGCAUGAUGUCUUAUCUAGUAAGAGUUGUAGCCAUUUGCCAAGACACGUACACAAAUACACACAGCACAUGCACAUACACACACACACAUACACACACACAGCCGCAGCCUGUUCCACCUCAGUUCCUCAGAGCAGCGCUCUUAGCAGGGGUCCACCCCCCCUCUCUGGUUCUUUGUAGCGGUCACAGAUACACAUCUGUUUUGAAGCCCGUGUUUCCAGCUCCCAUGCUGGCCAGCACCUCACAGUAUUAUUUCUGAAUAAGUGUUAAGGCAGUAAUUCAGAAAAUAUGGACAAUAGUGACAUAUUAUUGCUCACAGUCACGCAAUCAGCAGACACUGCACAUUGAAAUUUCAGCAGAUGCUUUUUGCAUUACUCUGGUGUAUAAUUGCUGUAGUGAAGCAGAGCUACCAGACCUACUUAUUUUCAAUUCCUCAAAUCAAUCUGAGCCGUUACAGCUGUUUUUGGAGCUUCUUCUUUUUAGAUCCCAGUGAAACCGGUGCUAUAUUUAUACAAGGCUACUCCAGUUUUAUGAAAUUGUGUUGUCUACCUUUGAAAAACGUGCAGACCAUGGCUCCAUAUCUACC